CAAAGCAGUCAGAGUUAUCGGUUAUCGCUCAUCGCAAUUGUAUUAAGGUGUUUACAACCACCUUCAACAAACCAAACACGAUUUGAAUUCAAAGAAUAGAUAAGGAAGAUAAGCGCCCUUACUAAAGACUGGUAAAGAAUUUUCCACAUCGGUAGUACAACAGAGCAGCAGACCAUGUCAAAAAGCGAUGAAUUUAUAUUCCGGCGUGCCCAAGUGGAGGACAUCAAAGAUGUCUUAGCCAUGAUCCAGGAACUGGCGGACUUUGAGAAGAUGAGCAAUGGCCCACAGCUGACUGAGGCUGAUCUCAUACGUGAUGCAGGACUCUCGGGUGAACAGGAAUACUGUGAAGUCUAUGUGCUCAUAGACAAUGCCAACAACCUGGCCAUUGGCUAUUCCAUUUGCUACAAGGCAUACUCCACCUGGCAGGGACGCUAUUUCUUCGUGGAGGACAUCUACGUGAAGCCGGAGCAUCGCAAGCGGGGCGCUGGCAAGCGCAUCUUCCUCGAGGUCUCUGCGCGAGCCGUGGAGUUGAAUUGCCCUCGGUUGGAGUUCAAUGUACUCGAGUGGAAUCCCGCUCGCAAAUUCUACGAGAGCUUGGGCGCCGUAGAUUUGACCGCUCGAGAGGGCUGGCACUACUACCGCGUGGAGCAGCAGCAGCUGUCCAAACUGGCCAACGAUUUGUCCGCCUCCAAGUCCUAGUUUUAUGUUGUUUUUGGAGUUUUUUUACUUUUAUAAUACAUACAAAUAAUACUUGACCCCGGGCCAUAGAUGCUACAGAAAUAUCCAUAAAUUACAGAUUCUCCGCCACGCUGGCUAUCACAUGGAUCUGCAUGCUCUUCGUGGAAUUGUACACCUGACCGGGUGGAAAGGGAUGCACCUUGGAGUGGGCAUCGGUUUUGCUCUUGCCACCCGCCGUGUAUUUGGACAGACGUAUACUGGGCAUGGGCAGGAAGCCAGUGCUCAAGGGCAUCACAUCCAGGGAUAUGGAAUGGCUGUCCACGUCUUUCAUGGAGACGACACCUAAAAGGAUUCAGAGAGGAUUAACCAGAAAAUAUAUAUAGUGUUUAAAUCUACAGAAAGCACAAUUUAGUGGUUAAUAGAAAGCCUAGAAUUUA
This is a messenger RNA of Drosophila miranda, 1115 nucleotides long. RefSeq names its product diamine acetyltransferase 2. The transcript has 4 exons. Gene Ontology annotation, molecular function: N-acetyltransferase activity. Lineage: Eukaryota; Metazoa; Arthropoda; Insecta; Diptera; Drosophilidae. The record is from RefSeq and is a predicted model, not a curated record. The coding region runs from base 175 to 699 and encodes 174 amino acids.